This is a messenger RNA of Rotaria sp. Silwood1, 1323 nucleotides long. The record is from the annotation of a GenBank genome assembly. Lineage: Eukaryota; Metazoa; Rotifera; Eurotatoria; Philodinida; Philodinidae.
AUGCUUCACUAUCGAUUUAUUGUUAAACAUAAACUUAUUGUGCGAAAAAUGGCUUCGUUGGUCAACACUCUAGUUGAUAGAGCACGCGACUCUAUAGCUAAUAAUAUAAAUCCAGCUGCAGUUAUACCAAAAUCGAUGAUAUCAUUUGUUGAUGAUGAAAAAAUAAAUUUACAACAAAUAGCAAAUAAUUUUUUGCCGCGAUAUUUUGAAUUUCAAACAAGAGAUCAUGGAAAAAAAUUGAAUGUUGUUCAACUUAUGUCAGAAUAUGUUGGUAAUUUUUCUACACCUAUUUGUUAUCUUCAAUUUUAUUUGAAACGUGCAGAAAAAUUUAUUCAAUUUGCUGAAGAAUUAGGACCGUUAAGUGACAGAGAAGAGAUUCAUCGACUGAGUUGUAUACGUAUUUAUAAAAACUUUAUUCAACGUUAUUCAGAAUUGAUUGAAGCCAUUCAAGCUCAUGAAAGUACAUGUAGUGGACGUUUAUUUCGACGUUCUAUUGAACGAAUGAAACCUGAAAUUGCUCAUGUACCAAUUAAUUUACAUUUGCAACAACUGUUAGUUAGCAGUGGAGAUGAUCCUUCACAAAGAUCAAUUUAUAAUAUGGUUACAUUAGGUGCACCUGCAGUACAUCAUUCUCGUUUUACUUAUGGUGGUCUUGCACGGAUAAAAACUUUUGAACGUGAAACAAAUGAACGCUUAUGUUAUUUACAAGAUAAAUUACAAGAUGUUCUCAUCCUUAAUAGUGAUAUAAAUGAUGCACUUGAUCAUUUGACACAAACUAUUGCAAGUUCAUCAACAAAUAUGCAACAUUCUGUACUUAAAUUAUCCCUUGAAAGAGUUGAUCGAGCUGUUGUCUCAUUACUUGAAUAUUCCGACAAAGAUCUUGAUACGAUAGCUAACUCGUCAUCACAAAUAAUUGCUAAUCCAUUGAUACCACGAGUGUCUGCUCAAGAAGUGUCUGCAUCACAGGAUACCAUACAUGCAAAAGCAAAAAAACUUUUAGAAGAAAUCAAAGAGUCAAUGAAAAAAGAUGAACACACAUUUGGAAUGGCACAAUUAAAUAACUUAAAACUCAUUGCUGAUGAACUUGAACGUCAUACAUGUAAAUAUAUAAUGCGAUAUAUAUUUCAAGAAAGUAUGGAAAUUGAACGUUAUUCUCAAGAUUUUCGUGAACGUUUUGAUAUUGCUUUUUCACAGGCGUUAACUUGCCUUAUAUUCUCAAUUUCCGUUCUUCUAUCGUCUGUUAAAAUAAGUGAUCAAGCGUGGAAGCUUUACAUGACUAGUGGUAAGUGUAUAGACAUGAGAGAGAAAAAAAGUAAACGAUAG